Micropterus dolomieu (smallmouth bass) is the source of this 1881-nucleotide messenger RNA. RefSeq lists its product as uncharacterized. The transcript is spliced from 11 exons. The coding region runs from base 928 to 1881 and encodes 317 amino acids. Lineage: Eukaryota; Metazoa; Chordata; Actinopteri; Centrarchiformes; Centrarchidae. The record is from RefSeq and is a predicted model, not a curated record.
GAAAACAAUGAUUUCCAUGUACAUGAUCUUCAUGGCUCUGGCAACAACAGCUCUGGGAAAAGGGUCGAUUGAAUGCAAUUUCUCUGAACCUACUGGAGCUCAGCAGUGUUUUGGAGCCGUUGGACAGCUGUUGAUUUUUCAUUUGCCAAAUGCAGAAUAUACAGAGGUUAAGUUGACAAAGGAUGAUAAAUAUCUUAUUUUAAAAAUAGUCAAAAAUCAGACAGUGACUCUGCAUGAGGAAUAUGCAAAUGAGUUUGAACGCUUCACAAAUGGAACAAUCAAUCUAGGUAAAGCAAUGAAGAGACACUCUGGAGAUUACCUGUUGGAAGAAUUUGGAUCUAACGGUGCUUUACUGAAAAAAGUUAAAGUGCAUCUAGAAAUACAAGAUGUUUCUAACUUUGUGACUGUGACUGUGAUAGCUGGUGUUGUCACACUUCUUCUCCUCGUGGCUCUAUGUCUUGGUAUAAUACAUCUACAUAACAAACCAAGAUCCACAACAGAUAUUAAUGAGGGACCGAAGCCUACAUUUCAGUGGAUAUGAAGCCGGGGGAAGUGACGUUGCGGGCAAUUGGUCUUGCCGGACCGGCAGUUUAGAGGUGCGUGCGGUGAUUAGCAAAUAGCAGUCCGAUAGCCACCUGUUGGUGUGCCGCGGGUGUGUAAUGCUUUUGUUCUCCGCGUGAAGAGCUGGCAAGCUGCAUGUCAUGUGGCUGUCCUGCCACAACUGCUUUAUCCAUCAAGAGCGUCUGGCCGCAGCGUAGCAGCUGGGGAUCGUUGUUAUGAGGAGAGCCCCAAGUGACGUUAGAGGGAGGCUAACUUUGCCGGGGAGACCCAGACACGAAGACCAGAAAAAUACCAGCUUGCUGGCAGUGGAAAAUUCCCAGACCAGUCGUCAAAUCACAAAGACAAUAUCCUAUUGUAAAGGCGGAAAUGAUGUCCAUCUACAUUAUCAUCGCAGGUCUGACAACUACAGCUCUGGCAAAUGGAGCUUUGAAAUGCAAUUUAUCUGAACCUACUGGAGCUCAGCGGUGUUUUGGAGCACUCGCUGAGCCGCUGACCUUUUACCUGCCCAACGGCGAAAAUAAAAAAUUGAUGUUGACAAAGAACCACAAAAAAAGAAUUUUUAAAAUACUCAAUAAUGCAGUAGCAUCUAUAGAUAAGGAAUACCAUCAUUCUGCAUUCUUCUCAAAUGGAACUUUUAAGCUUGAGAAGGCAACAAAACAAGACUCUGGACAUUACCAGUUGGAAACAUAUAGAGCUACUGAUGGUGUAUUAUUGCACAAAAUCAACAUGUCUCUAGAAAUACAAGCUCCAGUGUCAAAGCCAGUUGUUUCUCAGAUGUGUCUGUCAUCCGAACAGAUGAUCAUCAACUGCUCCUCUGAAGGAGAUGAAAUAGAGUUCAUUUUCACUUUGGACGGUUAUUCACUGAUACAGACCAGAUCCCACUGCCAGACAAACUGGACUGCAGUCUCACAAUCACCGGCUGGGGAUGCAGCUAAACAAGACAAAUUCAGUGGUUCAAAUGUUAGCAUGAACUUACACGGUCAGCUUACCGGAAACUUGAUGUGUCAAGUUAGAAAUAGUGUCAGCAGAAAUAAAACUGUUCUCCAGCUGACAAGCUGCAAAGGUUUCAUUUCUCACUCCUGCCAUGUGACUAUGGCUGUGAUUGCAAGUGCUGCAACUCUACUGCUCCUUCUGGCUCUGUUUCUUGUUAUCAAAUAUUUUAAUAAGAAAACAAGACCCAUGACUAUUACUGAAGAUAACGCUGAAGAUGAAAUUGUCUAUUCAGAUGUUAGAGUGAUGAAGCAUACAAGGAAAAGCAGACCCAACUUGGAUCAAAAUAUAACGCUGAAGAUGAAAUUGUCUAUUCAGAUGUUAGAGUGA